Juglans microcarpa x Juglans regia is the source of this 1798-nucleotide messenger RNA. RefSeq names its product CYP enzymes assisting alcohol dehydrogenase-like. The record is from RefSeq and is a predicted model, not a curated record. Gene Ontology annotation, biological process: formaldehyde catabolic process. The coding region runs from base 268 to 1377 and encodes 369 amino acids. Gene Ontology annotation, cellular component: cytosol. The transcript is spliced from 8 exons. Gene Ontology annotation, molecular function: zinc ion binding; S-(hydroxymethyl)glutathione dehydrogenase [NAD(P)+] activity. Lineage: Eukaryota; Viridiplantae; Streptophyta; Magnoliopsida; Fagales; Juglandaceae.
AUAUGCGUUGUUAAGUGGAAUAUUUACAGACGCAAAUAAUCAAUUAACCCUCCAAAUUCCAUUGAUAAGUUUGGAUUGUAAACGAGCUAGGCAAUGUCCAAGAGCAACUCUCUGGUCAUAACAUGCAAAGGUAUAUAUAUACAUAUAAGCCCUAUAAUAUUUAUCUUUUAAUUGUGGAGUUGCAGAUGAUAUACUGCAUAUGUAUAUAUAGUUCAACCACUCAGUUUCUUUGAUCUUUUCGCCAUCUCAACGGUGGUGUGUUGGGGGAUGGGGGAGCCGGUGAAGGUGGAAGAGAUACAAGUAGAGCCACCAAAAUCAUGUGAAGUACGCGUCAAAACCCUGUAUGCCAGUGUGUGUCACACCGACAUCUUAUUAACAAAUGGCUUCCCAAUCCCUGCUUUCCCUCGAGUUUUAGGACAUGAAGGUGUUGGUGUAAUAGAGAGUGUGGGUGAGGAAGUAACAGAUCUCAAAGAAGGAGAUCUUGUCAUUCCAACCUUCAUUGGGGAGUGCCAAGACUGUGAGAAUUGUUUGUCAGGAAAAACCAACUUGUGCCUUAAAUACCCAGUACCCUUCAGUGGGCUUAUGCCUGAUGGCACUUCAAGAAUGUCUGCAAGAGGCGGCCAGGUGCUGUAUCACUCCUUUUCUUGCUCUACGUGGUCUGAGUACAUGGUUGUUGAUGCUAAUUACAUCCUCAAGCUUGAUCCAAGCAUAAUUGAUCUGCCCCAUGCUAGUUUUCUCUCAUGUGGAUUUUCAACUGGAUUUGGGGCUGCUUGGAAGGAAGUUGGGGUUGACAAAGGAUCGAGUGUUGCUGUUCUAGGUCUUGGUGCUGUUGGAUUAGGGGCAAUAGAAGGGGCCAGAAUGCAAGGGGCAGCAAAGAUAAUUGGCAUUGACAAAAAUGAGAGAAAAAAAACAAAGGGAGAAGCUUUUGGAAUGACUGAAUUUAUAAACCCAGAAAGACAUGGUCAUAAAACUAUUUCCGAGCUAGUUAAAGAAUUAACAGGUGGAAUGGGUGUGGAUUAUUGCUUUGAGUGCACAGGGGUUGCACCCUUGGUCAAUGAAGCUCUCCAAGCAACAAAAAUGUCUUUUGUUGAUGGUGAUAAGGGAAAAGGCCAAACAAUAGUAAUUGGAGAAGGAAAUCAUGCAACUGUGGAGAUCAAUUUCCUUUCCCUAGUGUUUGGUGGAAAUUUGAAGGGUUCCAUUUUUGGUGGGCUCAGAGUCAAAACUGACCUUCCUAUUAUAAUCGACAAAUGCAAAAAUAAGGAAAUCCAACUUGAUGAGCUUUUGACUCACGAAGUUAGAUUGGAAGAUAUAGAUACAGCAUUUGAGCAAUUGAAACAGCCUGAUUGUGUGAAGGUUCUUAUCAAGCUGUGUGAUUGAUCCUAGCCUUUGCUUGUACAAGGAUUGCAUAAUAUAAGAAAAAAGGGGUCAAGAAGAGACUUUAUUACCCGUGUGAGGAGAAAUGGCACCCAGAUCACAAAUGUAAGAGUCCUAUCAAUUAAUACGUUUUGAAAGAGUUUGAGGCACAAAGUACUAGAGGAGAAGAUACUUUCCCAACACUUUCAAUUUCUGCAGUUUCAGACAUGCAUAAAGAAGAUUAGGGAUAGAUUGGCAACUGAAGGGAGAAGUGAAGAUCAGGUGUUUCAUUUCUCAAUAUGCAUAAUCAUGCAUAAAGGAUGCCGAUCAUGCAUGUUCAUCAUGUUAAUUGGCUUUAGAGAGUUUGAGAAAAUAUUCAAGUUUUUCUCAAUAUGCUGCAUGUUGAUCAUGCUCAGGAUAUGAAAACACAUGAUGUUGAUAAGAA